Molecule: messenger RNA, 1426 nt
Organism: Prorocentrum cordatum
Lineage: Eukaryota; Dinophyceae; Prorocentrales; Prorocentraceae
Source: the annotation of a GenBank genome assembly
AGCCAGGCUCAGGCAAGGCCUUUUUUGGGCGGGGGUGUGGCGCGCUGCCCGCCCGGUUCGGCCGCCCGCGCUGCCAUGGCCGAGGACCCAACAGCCUGUCUGUUCUGGUACGGCGAUGGCUGCUCCGUCAUCACGGAUCCGGACCUCUGCCUCAGCUCCCGCGAUGGUCGCCCUUGGCGCGAGUGGAAAGGUAUGGCGAUCUACGGCCAGCCUUGUGUGUGGUGCGAUGGUGGCAUAUGCUCGAACGAGACUGAUAGUCUUUGCGCGCCGAAGUCUGCGGUUGAGGACCAGCUCUCCAGCAACGCGAGCACGUUCAAGGAGGCGUCCUGCGCGAGCGGGGCGGCGUCCCUGCCGCUCUCGGAGCUGCCCACGCCAGGAGCGGUGCUCGACGGCACCUUCGUGCUCGCCCCCUUCCGAGGCCAGCCCGGCACCGACCACGCCUGCCGCGGGAACACCGUCACGGACGCCCAGAGGCCGAACAACAACUACUACUGGACGUACACGGCCAACUCCCUCGAGCAGUGCGAGGCGUUCUGCAUGGCGAAGGACCAGUGCAAGGGCAUCGAGUACCAGGCCGAGAGGAGCUACUGCGAGGUCUGGUGGAAGCAGAUCAAGUGGACGCAGGCUGCGGCUGCCUGCCUGCCGCGGCCCCGCGCAGCCAGCCUCCCCCGAGCUGCGGAGGACCGCUCGCGAGGGCGCGCCCACCGCCCCGCGGUGCACCGCCGCGGGCCUGCCGGGCCGGUGCGCGACGGCGGCCGUCGAGCACCGCUGGAGCAGCGGCGAGGUGACGAUGCGUCAUCGUGGGGCGGCCUCUGCAAAGUUGAGAGGCGUAUUUGGGAUGCUCUUCGUUGAGCGGCCCCUUCGAAGCUGACGGGCGCGCCGGUUGGGAUGCUCUGCGUUGCGCGGCCCUUUCGAAGCUGACGGGCGCGCCGGGCUCCCGACCGCGCACCUCGACGCGCUGGCCUUUACUUUGGAGGGAACGGCAAGUUCCCCGCGGUGCGACUUCAAUUCGCGUUCGUUGAUUGUCACCCAACUUGGAGGCCCACCGAAGAACGUUUGUUCAGAGCGUUCUGUGGCUUGCGGAAGCCACUUUCGUCGGACAUCUUUGACUGAAGCAGCCCUGUUGCAAUGGACCGCUCACACGUCAUAGGAGCAUCGUCUUUGCCUUUGUAGCGCUCUCCUGUUCUGAGAGAGCAUGUUGUGCUGGGCCUGCAGGAUGGGACGGUCGGUCCCCCUUUCAGACCGCUCGCUGCCUCCCCUGUGUGCACCUCGCGGCGCAGCCCCCGGAGAGCAGCAUCGCCACGCGGUGCAGCGGCGCGCUUGUGCACGGCCUGCUCCCGGUCGGCACCGGCCCGGGCUGGCCGCACCGGCGCGCUCACCCUGCACGGUGUUCCACAUAUUGUUUUUUGUUAUUCCGAAGUCUGUU